Scleropages formosus (Asian bonytongue) is the source of this 1184-nucleotide messenger RNA. RefSeq names its product mitochondrial assembly of ribosomal large subunit 1 (gene malsu1). Gene Ontology annotation, biological process: negative regulation of translation; negative regulation of ribosome biogenesis. Gene Ontology annotation, molecular function: ribosomal large subunit binding. Gene Ontology annotation, cellular component: mitochondrion. The record is from RefSeq and is a predicted model, not a curated record. The coding region runs from base 65 to 907 and encodes 280 amino acids. The transcript is spliced from 4 exons. NCBI's taxonomy places the organism in Eukaryota, Metazoa, Chordata, Actinopteri, Osteoglossiformes, Osteoglossidae.
AUCACCUUUCGAGUUAGAGUUUUUUUUUUUUUUUUGGUCAUUUCAACAUUUGUUGUAAAGAGAAAUGAACAGUUAUAGUAUUAGGUGUAUGUUGAGCUCCUGCAGAAGAAGCCUUCCUCAAGUAUUGUACUGGAAUGUUGUUCGCGCGAACACGACGACGAGAAGUCUUAGUCUGUGUGGCAGUUUGAAGAAGGAGGAGGAGGACAGUCCCAGUACGGCCGCGUGUUUUCUUUCUCGCCGUGGCGCCCUCUUCUCUCGCGGCCGUGACCGAUACUCGUGGAAGAUGAGAUUUUACCCCGAUCACCACCACCACCACCACCGCAGCAGUGCCAGUAGUUUUAGUAAAACUUUUACCACACAUAGCGCAGGCGUGAUGACCGAGGCUCAGACCCAGCAGCGACAUGACGGGUCCGCAGCGGAUUUGGAAACUGAUGACGAGGAUGUCAGAAAACGACCCCCCUGCACGUUCAACAUCGACGUUGUGGUGGCGCUCUUACGCCAGGAGAACGCCGCAGACGUGUGCGUGAUAAACGUGCCCAAGGAGAUGAAGUACGUAGACUACUUCGUCGUGGUCAGCGGUUCCUCGACGAGACAUCUUAUAGCCAUGGCGGAGUAUUCUCUCAAAGUGUAUAAAAGUAUGAAGACAGAUGCUGACCCACAUGUGAGGAUUGAGGGUAGGAAUUCUGAAGAUUGGCUCUGUAUAGAUUUUGGACAUAUUGUUGUCCACUUCAUGCUUCCAGAGACCAGGGAGCUGUACGAGCUGGAGAAACUGUGGACUCUUCGUUCUUUCGAUGAGCAGCUGAGUCUUAUGCCUACUGAGAUAUUACCAGAAGAUUUCAUAUAUGAAGACAAAUCAAAAGAUUGGCGCUCAGGUUUUGGAGAGGGAGGAGGUGUGAAACAGUUGUAGGCAACAAGAAAUGAUGGUGCUUUUCUUGAUCUGACAUUAAAAUAACAUUGAUGCCUUUAUUUUGAGGGCUAAUUAAAUUACCUAUAGAAUAGGUAACAAUAAAAGCACUAACCAUGACCGCUGCAUUUCAGGACUUUCACAAGGUCUUUAGGGACCUAAUGCCAAGUGCUGGUUGUGUAGUGUUUGAAAACAAUGCAUGGGAUGCCUUUGAUUACAACAUAGAAAGAAAAAUAUCUGUAGAGAACUGGUUGGUACUUGUUUCUUUCACACUGUACAA